CUGCGGCAGCUCGCGGGGGCCGAGCUGCUCCUGGCGGCUCGCCGGCAGCCACGGACCGAGCCGGCUCGGCUCGCCGACGGCGAUCAAGUGGCGAGCUCGGGCCGAGCCCGGCUCGGUCCGGCUUUUGUCCAGUCCCUACGACGCCUCACCCCCAAUCCACGCUUCCACCCCGCCGCCGCCGCUCGCCUCUGCCACUCCGACCACUUCGUCUCCUCCUCAUCCGACGACAAUGAUCCACCCCUCGCCCACGAACUCUUCCCCGCCGCCGGCGCCCCGACUCUGCUAUCCGUCGCGCGCUCGCUCGCCAACUCCCCCAGCCCAUCCGCCGCCUCCGUCCUCGGCUUCCUCCGCCGCCUGCCAACCGACGCCUCCCCGCACCUCUUCCCCCACCUCAUCGCCGCCCUCUCCCGCUCGCCCCGGCCCCUCCUCGCGCUCCGCCUCUUCCUCCGCCCGCCCACCUCCGCCGCCAUCACCCACCACUCCUUCAACUCCGCCCUCCUCCGCUUCCCGCUCCCCCCUCACCUGCUCCCCGCCUUCUUCUCCCACUCCCUCCGCCGCUUCACCCGCCUCGCCCCCACCCUCCUCUCCUUCAACCUCCUCCUCAAGUGCGUCUGCUCCUCGCUCGUCCCAAGGAACCACCAGCUCUAUCUCGAACUCGCUUUACGGGUUGUCCACCGAAGCAUUCCGGCGUGGAAACUUGUACCGGAUAAGUUCACGUACUCGACGGUCGUGUCGGCGCUGGCGGAUGCAGGGCGGGUCGACGAUGCCGUGGCACUGGUGCACGAGAUGGUGGUGGAUGGGGUGGUGGCCGCCGAGGCGUUUAAUCCUGUGCUGGGUGCAAUGCUGCGCACCGGGGAUGUUACAGGCGCGGCCAAGCUGUUUUCUUUCAUGCAGCUGAAGGGAUGUGCUCCUUCGGCCGCGACUUACAAUGUGCUGCUGCAUGGUUUGUUGCUCUGCGGUAGGGCCAAAGCGGCCAUGGGGGUUAUGAGGAGAAUGGAGAGGGCGGAGGUGGUGCCGGGCGUGAUGACCUAUGGGGCAGUGGUAGAUGGAUUAGUGAGGUGUGGAAGAUUGGAGGAUGCAUGUAAGGUGAUUGAGGAAAUGAGGAGCAAGGGCCUUGUGCCUAAUGAGUUUGUGUUCUCGCCUGUGAUCACUGGGUUUUGCAAGUUAGGAGAGGUUGAUAGGGCAUCAAGGGUGUGGGACACAAUGGUAGCUGCUGGGAUAAAGCCAAAUGUUGUCUUGUAUUCAGCAAUGAUUGAUGGCCUUGCUCGGUGUGGGAAGAUGACUGAGGCCGAGCUGUUAUUCAGGGAGAUGAUUGAGGCAAAAUGUGUACCAAAUAUUAUGACUUAUAGCUCGAUGGUUCGGGGAUAUUUCCAAAUUGGAGAUUCAUCACAGGCUCUUUCUUUCUGGGAGGAUAUGUUAAGGAUUGGAUGCACACCAAAUGCUGUUACUUACAGCGUGUUGAUCAAUGGAUUGUGCAAUGUAGGGAGAUCGAAGGAUGCUAUGAUGGUCUGGAAGCAUAUGCUUGGCCGUGGCUGUGUCCCUGAUACAAUUGCUUAUACUUCAAUGAUCAAGGGCUUUUGUGUUUCUGGGAUGGUGGAUGCUGGUUUACGGCUGUUUUAUGACAUGCUUGCAAGGGGCGAUACUCAUCCAGAUGUCAUCUGUUACAAUGUAUUGCUUGAUGGGUUGCUCCGUGCGAAGGACCUUCCUCGGGCAAUGGACUUGCUCAACCAGAUGCUUGACCAAGCUUGUGAUCCAGACACAGUGACUUGCAAUACGUUCUUGCGGGAGAUUGAGGUUGGACAAAAAGGGCAGGAGUUCUUGGAGGGUCUAGUGGUGAGGUUAUGCAAUAGAAAAAGGAAUAAGGCAGCUGGAGAGGUCUUAAUGGUGAUGCUGGCCAAGUAUAUUGUGCCAGAGGCUGCCGUUUUGGAGAUGGUAGUGAGAGGUGUUUGCCGGCGUAAGAGGGUUUGGAGAGUGAUUGACAAAUGUUGGGAUGAGAUUUGGAGGUUCUGAGGAGUUUUUUUUUGUAUGAUGUCUUAAUACCAUAGGAGCACACAUACUGGAGUUUUUCUGUACUCCAUUUGUUGUACGUUGUAAUAUUGCGGCAUACUGGCACUAAUUCAUUCAUUAAUUUCAAAGACUUUGACACAAUAAAGAGAUAGCUAUUAAUCAUCAUGCUUGUUUUUGAGCA
This is a messenger RNA of Brachypodium distachyon (stiff brome), 2188 nucleotides long. RefSeq names its product pentatricopeptide repeat-containing protein At4g20090. The annotation marks the transcript as partial. The record is from RefSeq and is a predicted model, not a curated record. Gene Ontology annotation, molecular function: protein binding. Lineage: Eukaryota; Viridiplantae; Streptophyta; Magnoliopsida; Poales; Poaceae. The transcript has a single exon.